Messenger RNA from Anopheles stephensi (Asian malaria mosquito), 1662 nucleotides. Its product is annotated as DET1- and DDB1-associated protein 1. Gene Ontology annotation, biological process: positive regulation of proteasomal ubiquitin-dependent protein catabolic process. The transcript has 4 exons. The record is from RefSeq and is a predicted model, not a curated record. Gene Ontology annotation, cellular component: Cul4-RING E3 ubiquitin ligase complex. NCBI's taxonomy places the organism in Eukaryota, Metazoa, Arthropoda, Insecta, Diptera, Culicidae. Bases 300 to 656 code for a protein of 118 amino acids.
AAUGGUCGCCUUCGUUUGACAGCAGCCCCACACAGCUCACGUCGUAAAAUCAACAAACAGUGUGCUUUUUAGCUGCUUUUGUGUUCCCGUAGGCAUUCACUUUUUUCAGCUGGAAUCGUGAUUAUUCGAAAGUGUUUUCAGAAAUCCAGCCAGCAGCUUGGCGCACGACAUUACACGGUCGAGUGGAAUCAGCGCAGCGUACGAAACUAUUCGUUGAAUCCAUCCAUCGAGCAGCAGCAGCAGCAGCAACAGUGGCGCUGACGGUGGUAGCUGCGGUGCAGCCAAUAACGACGGUGCUGAUGGCCGAGGAACAGGAACUGGCUCGCGCUCCCACACAAGGGCGUUUGCGGCAGCCGAACAUGUCGAUUACGGAGUUUCUGAAAGAUCUGCCAUGCCACAACGAGGAAAACUUUUCGCUCUUUAACACGGAAAAUGGCGUAAAAACAUCCUCGAAAAGGCCUUCCGUCUACAUCCCCACGGUAGAUAUCCCUUCCGAGCAGGUCAUAGUCACGGACAAGAAGAAUAUUCUGCUCCGCUACCUACAUCAACAAUGGGAAAAGAAGAAUCCUCCCAAAAAGCGUGAGCUUGAAAAUGCGUCGAACGAUCUGCUGCGCAAAAGACCCCGCCUCGAAACACGCGACAAUAACAACACGUAGACGACGGAAGGAUGAAAACGGAAACCGGAAACACACACACACUAAAUUAGCGUUCUAAAGAAAUUAAAUGAUAAGCUUUGAGUGUCAGGUUGAACAGCAGGGGUACGUGUGUAGGGGAUGUGUAAGGGGUGAAUCGGUCGAUCAAGGGAAUAUCGAGGAGCGUAGAAGAUAGCUUCAGUAAUAUCUUACUUGUCGCUAGGAGAGGAGCAAAGAUACCGUGCGCGGAAGGCGGUAAAAGGGAACCACAUCGCAUCAGUGUAGGUCUCGAUACUAGUAUGAAUUUUCAAAAUCUGAUACAAUUCUCCUGAGGGCGAGAUCAGGCGUGUUUUUUCAAAGCUCCCAGUAACCGGGGCAGCAUUGAACGUUUUUGUGGAAGGAUGUCUCAAGCAGGUAGUGUCUGUCGUGUUUGAUGUCCUAUUUGGUUUAAAUUUCAAUCAUGUUGUGUCAGUAAUUUUUUUUCGUGUUUCUUCCCUUUGUCUUCAGUUACACCUGUAACGCAGAGAAAAGAAGUAAUGGCUAAGACAUACUAAGAUAUGUAGUUUUCCCAUCGUAUUGUAUUAGAAUUGUCCUUAAGUCGUUAGAACGCCAUUCAAGAUACCCAACGCACACAAACGAAUGGGUGUUUUUCUCAAUACAACUCCAUUGCCCUGUGGUGUGCGACUAGUUGUACUUUCCCUAGAAGAGGAUGAAGUCAUCUACACCUUGUAGCGUAGCCGGGAAAUUCAGCAGCAGAUCAUCGUGCUGUGUCUCAGCGGAAAGCAGGGCAGGAAUAAGCAACCACCAUGGCUCGGGAAAUGUGCUGGUAAAUUAUCUUGAAAUCGUGUAAGAAACCAAUAGGAACGAUCGAUAGUGUAGCUUGAAGUAUGGAUGAGAAGACUUCCAAGCAAAUAACGGCAAGUGUCACAACAGUUUUCUUCUAAAGCUACUCAUAAAAAGAAACAACAAAAGCAUUCAUACCCGAUUAAGGAACCAACGUACCACGUACAUAAACUGUAGUAUAAACAUA